Molecule: messenger RNA, 12897 nt
Organism: Porites lobata
Lineage: Eukaryota; Metazoa; Cnidaria; Anthozoa; Scleractinia; Poritidae
Source: the annotation of a GenBank genome assembly
GGGGUCAACUAUGUCAAGAUUGGAGGUGUCGUUUGCGAUGAGCCAAAUUCCAAGGAGCUUCUAGCUUUCAAUCUAGGCGUUGAAUACGUGAACAGUGACACAUCAUUGCUGCCUAACACAAUUCUUGAUGCAGUGAUAAACAAAACGCACUGGACUGAUUCUUUCUCUAAUGUAAAUGCAGUGUAUGAGCAGAUUCACAGCGGUGUUGUGGCCAUUAUUGGACCGUCUACUUCAUCUUCGGUGAAGGCAAGUCAUCCCCUGUGUUCUGGAUUUCGCAUCCCUCAGAUUGCGCCUUAUGCUACAGACCCUUCUUUUGACUUCUCUCCACUGUCCUACCGCUAUUUGGUUCGCAUGAGUGCUAGUGAUGUGACUGAAAAUCAUGCACUGGCAGACAUUAUAUCACAUUUCAACUGGACUCGCAUAGCAUUUUUGACUUCCAGAAGUGAUUACGGAUUGAACGGGCUGGUCGUCUUGAGAGACAUUGCUUCUCACAAGGGAUGGACAUUGGUAGCAGUAGAGAGCUUUCAAGAGCAUAAAAAUCUGUCCUUGGUGAACGCCACAACACAGCUACUUCACAUUAGAAGUCGUGGCGCCAGGAUCGUUGUGUUAAACUGCAUAGCCGGACAAGUUUCCGUGAUACUACGACAAGCUAACAAUCUUGGCAUGACUGACGGAUGGGUUUGGUUAGUAACAAAUGGCGCUUUUGCAUUUGAUGGGCUUUUUGAAAGUGAAGGACAUAUACCACAACAUCUUCAAGGUAUUGUUGGUGUGAGGCAUUCUUUCGGACAAGGUAAAGAGCACAGUAAUUUUGACAGUAUGUGGAAGAGCAAGGGAUAUGACACAAGCCUUCUUGACAACGAUGCAACAGUGGGUCACACGUUUGAUUCAGUGUUGGUACUGGCACAGGCUAUUCAUCAUAUGCUGAUAGAUGGAUACAACAUCACCAAUACCGAGGGUCUGCAGUUUAGCGCUCACAGUGGAAGUGGUUUCAACGCUUUCAGCCCAGUUGGAGAGACUUUGUUAAAAUACAUUUCAAAUGUCAAUUCUUCUGGUGUAAUGGGUCCUUUAAACUUCAAUUCAAAUCUAUCUCCAGUUAAUGCGAUGUUUGACAUCGUAAAUCUGCGUUCGUUUGGUUUCGAGAAGGUAGGCACGUGGAAUGAUGUUGACGGGCUAGUUAUGGAAGAGAAAAAAGAAAUACUUUGGCCCUCUGGAAAAACAACUAUUCCAGUAGACACAUCUUUAACUAUGGAAAAUCAAACCUUGACAAUAGUGACAAUUGAAGAAGCUCCAUUCAUCAUUAGAAAAGUCUCCCCUGCUGACAAUGGAAAAUACACACUGAUGGGCUAUUGCAUCGAUCUUAUUGAAAAACUACAAGAAAAGUUAAAAUUUUCUUACGAUGUUUAUCUGGUACCGGAUGGCAACUUUGGUUCCCAGGAUCCAAUUUCCAAGGAAUGGAACGGAAUGGUAAAAGAGAUAUUGCAAGGACGAGCGCAGAUGAUAGUUGCUUCUUUCACGAUCAGCUCAGAACGUCAAAAAGUCCUCGACUUUACGCAGCCUUUUAUAGAUCUUGGGUUGACUGCUCUAAUCAAGUCUAUAAAUGAUGACGUAGAUUUCUUUGCAUUUUUCAAACCAUUCCAACGAGAUCUAUGGCUCAUGAUUGCGCUUACUACGUUUCUGAUUGGUGUUUUACUUUGGUUCUUUAGCACAUUCAGUCCUUUUGGAUUUUACGGAAGAUGUGUGCAGAUAGCCCAUCACAAAGUACCAAGAGAGAACCUCAAGCGCCGCCACACACUUCGUUUGGCAAACUCAAUAUGGUCAUCUCUUGUUUACUAUGUAGGGCAAAGUGCAGACAGCCUUCAUCCUGUCUCAGCGUCUGGCAGAAUCACAGUUGCAGUUUGGUGGUUUGCCAUCUUGAUUAUGGUUUCAACCUAUACUGCAAAUCUAGCUGCUUUUCUAACCAUUAAAAGGUUUUCAUCGCCAAUAAACAGUAUCGAAGAUUUAGCUGGUCAAACCUUGAUACCCUAUGGUACUGUUCGUAACAGUCAACCGCAGGCUUUCUUUGAGUCUUCAACCAUUCCAAGUUUUGUAACUAUGUGGCAGUACAUGAAGUACCACCACACUUUAGUAAAGAACAGUCAUGAAGGUAUUGAUAAAGUAAAGGGCGGCAAUUACGCAUUCGUAUGGGAUUCUAUUAUUCUGCAACAUACACUGCAUACUGUUGAAUGUGGGACUCUCACUACCAUUGGCACCUUGUUUGGCAAAAUAGGCUACGGAAUAGGCUUGCCGAAAAACUCCCCCUACACUAAACAGCUGAGUCAAGCCAUCCUAGAACUGCGUCAUAGUGGCUUUUUAGACAGUUUAGAGCUAAAGUGGUUGCACGCUCAUGGAGAAUGCAAAGAAGAGCAUGUUGGUGUUGAUUCUGGUACACAGCUGGGCUUGGCAGACAUGGCGGGAGUGUUUAUAAUUAUCUGCGCUGGUGUUGGACUCAGUUUUAUCGUCCUUGUCGUCGAAUGGCUAGUAGCAUCGUACGCAAGUACAAAGGAACACGAUCCUGAUGCACCUAAAACCCUUUGGAACUCCCUUCAGACUAGACGGCGAAAUACUUGGCAUGACUGGAGAAACCGGGACGACGUGCCCGAAAUGCCACGGCUUAUCAGUUCUCUCGCACUGGGGAGAAUGGGUCGAAUUGUGGCGCAGAUUGCGGGAUUCAGGGAAAGAGUAAGAGGGAAAAAAGUAUGGCCCGAGAAAAUCGUGAUGGAGGCUAAACCUAAGGAUCAGAGUGAAGAAAGUGAAAACGAGAAUGAUGAUCCUGAAUUAGAGUAAGAAGAGAUUAUAGAGUUUCAGCCAUGACUGAAUCAUAUUCAUCCUUUCCUCGAACUACCAAACUGACUGACCAAUCUAAUAAAGUUCGUCGUUAAUAUCAAAGUGCCAUUUUUUUGCUUGUGUUUGCAUAUCAUUAAUACGUUAGCAGUUAAUUUUAUUCCAGCCGGAUUAGAGAAUUUGAGUUUCUCAGGCGUGAGACAAAAAAGGUAUGACUGAUCCCCAACUGAUGAAAAUCAAUUGUGCAAAUUCAUCCAAUAAAAUAUUAACCUUUUCCAGACAAAAAUUCCAUAAAGACGAAUCUGUUUUCUGGCAUCAUCAGCUGUAAUCACUGAAAUAAAUGAAAGUGAAAUAUUCGUGGAAAAAAAACUAGGGACUAAACAUAAAUGUAAAGAGACAAGGCAUCUUUAGUAAAAUCCAAUAUUAAUUCGCUUUUAGAAUACACGCAUUGCUAAAAAAAAAACUAUUCCAAAUGAAUCCAUCGUAGAUCAAUGCACAGAUGUAGAAAUGAUAGCUCGGCGGCAAUUCUCCACUCUACCAUUGGUCAAACUCGUUUUCAGAUCUGCUCGCGCCUCCGUUACUGCCGUCGCGUUUUCAUUUCUCACUCUGUCAAUUAUCACUUUUAGGAGUCCACAAAAACUUUUCUGAAGAAAGCACUACAAGCGUUAUUGCUUCGCUUUAAGUCCUAGCACGUAAAGAAACUUGUGAGUAAAGGAAACAAGAAGGUAAAUUUACCAAACCUUAGAAAAAACAUGAUUGACGUCUUCAUUAGCCUAUUGGGUGUUGUAAUCAGUUGGUCAUGUGGUUGACGAUGACGUCACUGAUUUUCUUGACAGAUGGUGCGACAGAUCAGAUGGCCAUUUUCAUAUUAGAUGGCUAAUGACGUGUUGCUUACGUCAUUACUGACGUUAGCAUGAAGUCAUAAUAUUUAAGGCCGAAUGUUGUCACAAUUACAGUUCAUCACAUCUAAGGUCAGUUAUUACAUUUAGGCCUUUCUACAACAGGUUCUAUAGAUAGUGAUUAAUCAGGUAAAAUAUUCGAGAGUUGCAUUAUAUCACUUAGUAUUAAAAGGAGGGUCUCAAUGGGGUGGUGGCUUUUACGGUUAUCGGCUAAAAUUUUGGCUCUUCUACGGCUAUCGGUUAAUUUUUUUCAGUUACGGUUAACGAAAAAGUUAAAAAUUAACUUCUUUUGUUUCAAAAAGUUAAAUAUUAAUUAACCUGUAUUUUUUUGUAUCUUUAAAUCAAAAUAAAGGUCUUCGGAUCAUCUCGGGAUGAAAUAAGCUAUUCUUUUGAAAAAUUUUAACAUUUGAUAGAUCAUACUUUUUAUAAAGUAUUGCACUUCUGAUAUUAUUUUAUACAUAGAAAUGUCAAUAGUCAAUUUAAAAAUGAUCUUUGUGAAAAAGCAAAAGCAGACACGCGAACGCCCAACUCCAGGCCUGGGCGCGACAUUCAUUAUAGCAGAAAUGGCCGUUUUCACACUAGAGAAGGAUUAUUCUUGUGAGACGGGUUAUCCGUUUGAUGAUCUAAAUCUAAAUCUAAAUCUAAAUAUCGUUAUGUUGGCAAAAUCGUUUGGGACAUCACGCCAACUCUAAGAUAAUAAUAAAUAAAACUAUACUAGAAUAUACAAAACUAUUAAAAACUAUUAAAAAACUAUUAAAAAACUACUGAUAAAAAGAAAACUAAAUUAGUUUGCUUUUAAAAAUACAGAGGGAUUGGCUGGAAACAGUUUCUUCUGGAAGUUUGUCCCAUUCAGUUAUUGUCCUGGGAAAAAAAGAAAAUCUAAAAAUAUCUUUAUGUCCUUUCGGUACAAUAAAUUUAAAAUCAUGGCUUCCCCGGGUUCUCCUUUCUUUGCUUGUUAUCAAAUAAUCCCCCCAGUCCCCAUCUAGGAGGCCGUGGCACAUCUUGUAUAUAGUGGAGAGCCUUGCGUGUCUUCUCAUUGUUUCAAGUGUGUCCCACUGUAGGUCUUGCAGCAUUUCCGUCACGCUCGUUGUUCGAUCGUAAUUUCCAGUGACAAAGCGGGCUGCUUUCCGCUGUACCCUUUCUAGAGCGGCUUUAUCUUUCUGGUAAUGUGGGUCCCAUGCGCCACAGGCAUACUGGAGUUUUGGCCUCACAAGUGUCAUAUACACGGUUUCUUUCACUGACUUUGGACAAUUCCACAGAUUUCGCUUGAUAAGUCCCAAGACCUUAUUUGCCCUAGAUGUGAUUGUUUCAAUGUGUGGUGACCACCUCAUUUUGUGAUUCGCGUCAGAUAGGUGAUACGUCUUAAUUUGGCAAUGGAAUAGUUUUAAUUUUGAAUAAACAAUCCGCCUGACUUUCGAAGACAGGAUUAUCCGUUCCAGAUAGCCUGUGUACAGCCGCCCCCUCCCCUCAGAAAAAAAUCGGAGAAGGGGUGUCUGUGGGGAGGGCGCGACUGUACACAGGCUAGUCUCAGACGGAUGAUCCAUUUCUGGGUCUAGUGUGAAAACGGCCAAUAACAAAAUUCCCGUGUCCAGUGUUUCUAAUGAUAGUGAAGGACUGUACGGAACGACUGUCUUGCCGUUGCCUUGUCCGUAGGCCGCAUUAUUCCGCGAGGCUGAUGCCUUUCGGGUCAUGUGAUCCGAGCGAGUUCGCCACUGAAAUGCCUUGACCGAGAUUGCGUGGGAAGACGCCGAACAGGGACUAGGCAUGGCGAUGUCUACCGUAACGUCCGAGAAAAACAGGGAAAUGUUGUUUAUCGGCAACGUGUUUUACAAACACUGACAUCUCUGCGUGUUGUUUCACUACUGUUUUGAGGGCACGGCCUCCUGAAAAUUGCAAAUAUUAAUCCCCAGCAAGAAGCCACACUUUCGCUAUGGAAAAAAUUAGUUCCCCAAGAAAGCGCCGGAAAUGGAGCCUAGGUCUUGGUUAACACCUAAAAGGCGCUUCGCCUAACGUGCGUACGGAGUCACACUAGCCGGGAAAUAAAAAACGCAACCAUAAGUGAGUUUAGUACCUUCCUUAAAAGUAGCAAAUCUAGGGAACACUUUCUUUUACGGUGAACUCUUUUUUACGCUAUUUACGGCUAACGGUUAAAUUUUUUAAAUUUUUACGGCUAUCGGCUAAAUUUUUGGCCGUUUUACGCCUAUCGGUUAACCCCAUUGAGACCCUCUAAAAGUAGACACUGGCAAUGAUUUAAAGCUUCAAUUUCAUUAUUAUAAUUAUCAUAAAAUAAGGAUAAUGUUAAAGAUAUAAGUUAAUUUAAAGUUAAAUCCAGUACUGUAGUAAUAAAAAAGCAUAACAAUAAUAAUAAUAAUAACGAUAAUAAAAAGUUUUUAGUGAGCUUAAAGAGAUCCAGAAAUACUGGCAGUUGUGAGUAGAUACCGCUGUAUAAUAUUCAAAAGACUAAGAAUUAAUUGGAUAGAGUGAUUCUCAGCUGGAGCCACUGAUCUCUUCACGCCGCUUGAAUGCAAUUUUCCUUGGCACACUGUGUGGCUAUUUUACUUUUAUUUCACUGUAGGUCACAGUUUGGUACCAGUUUAUGCUUUUUAAAAAACGCAAUAUCAUUUUUCGCGGAGAUCGAUCAAGAGUUCUUGUAUCGCGAAGAAAUUAAAGAGCCUGAUCGUAUAGUAAAAACGACCUUUCAUAAUAAGAGCUGACAAAGUACAGAUAAUUCUAUCAUACGACAUUGACUGUGUAAAAAAGGUAUAUUGUAGGGGUAGCUAGGUUAGGUGAAAAUGGAGACACAUUCACAAAAAAAACGGUAAUAACUCAGAACAUCUGAGUCCGCGUCAUUAAAAUUCUAACAGGGUCGGUGUGCCUUUGAAGAGAAGUGAAGCAAACAGGACUGGGAUUUAUUACCGUUUGUUUUUCGAUAGUGUACGAGACAAGCUGUCAAACAAGACAUUGAUUAAAUUCUAGCCGGAUUGAAAUUAUACUUGGAAUCAAACACAGUUGGAACUAAAGGUAACCACUGCAUGCUGUUAAUUGAGUUACGAAUUGAAAUGGUACAAAUUGUCAAGCGGAACUGCAAAAAUAACGAUGACAAAAUUUUAAAUUACGGUUUCGAUCGAAAUUUAGGUGAAGUAUAACCAACCUCUUGACCACCAUAACUCAAUUCAGUUUAUUUAUCCCUCGCUAUUACAGAGCAAACAGACGAUUUUUCCCAGUUAGAUUAAAUGGCAAGCUUACUUCUGCCGGCUUUGUUUACCUUAUCUGUUGAAUUUAUAAAAGAGUUUGAUUCGUCUAAGGUGAUAAGUUAUUUGCAGUAAAGCUGUCUGAAAUAUACCUUUCGUUAGAUAUGAUUGGUCGGCCCGCGUAGUGCGUAGAUAGAUCAAGAACCUCUUUCAAAACUGCAGGUCAAUAUUAAACAGCUGAAAAGAUAAGCUAUCCAUUAAAAAAUAUCAGGUACUGCCCAUCAUUUUCUCCAAUCGAACUAAGAAAAACAUAUAAUCUCGCCUGGAAAGACUAACCAGGCAAUUUUCGGCGCUUUUUAUAAUUAUCGUCAGUUUUCGACGGUGCUUGAAUCAAGAUCUGAGUACAAAUCACACAAAAUGGCUAGCACUAACGUAAACAGCUCUUCCCGGCCUUGUAAAGAUAUUAAUCACACUCUAAAGCCGUCCCAUUUUGCCGCCGUAUUCGAGCGUUUUCACGAAAUGAAGACCAAUAUGGAGCUUUGCGACGUUUGUCUGAAAGCUGGAAAUGUUACAUUUUCGGCGCACCGUUUAAUUCUAGCAGCGAAUUCACCUUAUUUCCGAAGCAUUUUUAGCGCGGAAAGCUCAGAAUCUAGCAGCCAAGAAAUAUCUCUGCCGAACAGUUUUCGCAACGAAACAGUAAGGUUAAUGCUGGAGUAUUUUUACGCCGGAAAACUACGAGUCAACGAGGAAGAUUGUGAAGAAAUGUUGUCUCUGGCUUACAUGUUGCAGGUUAGAAUAGCCCUGCAAUAGAACUGUAAUAACUGUUUUAUUGUUGAAAUUUUUAAUUCGACGUAACAUACUUCCUCUUGAACCUUAGUUCCGUUAAAUAUGGUGUCUUAUUUAGAGCGCAAUAACAAGAAAUCAAAAAAGAACAUAUCUUCUCAGAUACCGUUCAGUUAAAAAAAUCGUAAAUCAUGUUUAGACGUCAAUUAACGAGUGAAAAAUAGUGCCUACAUUUAUCAUAUCGCGGAGAUAAUUAGACAGUGGUGCCUUUUUUAAAUAUCGUUUAGUUGUUCGUUUUGGUUAGAAAAAGCGUUUAUUUUUCUGUUGGUAUACGAAGCGAGGGGUUAUCUGAGUUUUAAGCAAAUUUUGCCAUUUUUGAGUUUACUGGGCUUUUAGCACUUGAAGUGCCAAAAGCUAGCAACAUCUGUUUAAGCAUUUAUCACGAGAGUACGUACAUCAGACAAAAGAUUAUAUAUUGAUGCUUUAAUUUAAGUCAUAAGCCGGAGAGAAUAUCCUUGUCAUUUCAAUCAAGAGCUUUCCUUUCCACGAUCAUUUAUUCUUCAAUUUUUCUUUAUAUUUGCAGCCAGUUUUACAGCUCAAAAAAAUCAAAUAUUCGAAAUCAAAAUAUUCAAAUCAAAAUAUAAAGAAUAAGAGCGCGGGUCCUGGCUAGCAAACUACUCCAUUUUGUUUCAUUAACUGAUAGUUUUAUCACGUUAGAUGCAAAACUAUUGAAACCUCGAUCUUUAAUGUGAACGGAGACAGCUUACCGGGCACGUUAAUAAACGGGACUUUCGAGAAACGGGCCCCUGGUGGCUUACCUGUGUGAAUCUCGUUUCUGAUAAAUGUUAUUCGUUUCAGAUAUGGCCUUAGCUGCUACUAUAGAAAAUGAGUCGGUCUAGUAGGCUUAAUUUUUUCUCUUGCUAAAAUACAGCCUCAAUAUUUCAAAAUGUUUAUAUUUCGAAAUAUACGUAUUGUACCGUAGCACAAAAUGGUGUGUUAUUUAUUUGCUAAUUGACACGGUUGUCUCCUCAAAAAUGUUAAGAUAAAGCAUCUUUCCUUACAAUAGAAAAUGAUUUAGAAGAAUCGCCCCUCCUCUUUAAUUGUCCUUUUUAUCUACAUCAAGGGCUAGUUUUAAACCUCUUUUUGGGUCUAAAAUAGGGAAAUAAGUAUAUCGAGAUAAGCUUCAAUGGAAAGAAGAUAUGAUGAAAUAUCAAAUAGCGUUUAAAGCUUGAAUUACUCUGUGAAGUCCUUUAAAAUGGCCCAAGAGAGGAAAACAUACCAUUUCUCGCAGACCACAAAGUGGAAAGAUCAAAUCAAAUGAACUUUGUAGGAAUAAAUUAAAUGAACAAUGUGACAGUGAAAGUAAAGUAAAACGCGAGACUUUCUGAACCAUAGUAAGAAAAACCCAGCCAUAAGUGCUUUUGUCACUAAACCCAGCUAUAUGCUUUGUCACAAAAUGCUUUUUUUUUUUUUUUCAUAUCCUAGGUAAACAAAAUCGUUGAAGAGAUUCAGGAGUUCAUUGUGGAAAAUCUCCGAGCAUCAAACUGUCUAAAGUUUCAACGAUUGGCUCAUAAGCUGAAACUAACCGACCUCAAGAUAAAAAUCGGCCGCUUUGUGGAUUGGAAUUUCAAGAACCUGUUGAAAGAGCCUGAUUUUAUGGAGAUGUCCGCUGAACACCUCAUUGAAGUUGUCAAAAGCGAAAAUCUACGAGUUAAACGUGAGGAGACCGUGUACGAAGCAAUUUAUAGAUGGUUUAGACAGGACGUAAACGUAAGGUAGGCACUGUUAAUUUCCUGUUAAUAGAUUUUAGACUGGCAUCCUUCCACUGAUUGUAACCUGUAUCCGCGAAAGAUAACGGAAAAAAGAUGAGAGCCAUAUCUACGUUGUAGUCAUCUCGUCAUGGCGUCAUAUAUUAUUAUAAACUGUAAGUGGAAAGUCGAAUUGUAAAUGAAAGUCGAAGGCACAAUCGUACGUUAAUCAAAUUUCUUCUCUUCAUUGUUUUUCAUCAGGACAAGAAAUGCUGAGAGUGUUUUUAAGGAAGUCCGUUUCCACCAAAUUCCCUCAAAAUAUCUCACUAAAGAAAUCGUCCCAAAUCUUUGUGAAAAGUAUGGAAUUUGUGUAGAACAAGUAAGAAAGGCGUUGGAACAACAAACAGAAGGAGAGAAUGGUCUUGUGUCGAAAACCGACUUUGCGAGGAAACCCGAAGACGUCUUGUAUGUAAUCAGUAACAGGACCAAUUUGGUCGAGCGAUAUGAUACAGUGAAGAGCGCAUGCGUAAGGUGUGAUGAAAUGUCACCAGUGGAGCAUGGGGAAAGCUUAAGUGAGAAUCGCUGUGCACUGGUGGUGGGUCAAGAUCUUUACUGUAUGUCUGCUACCAAAGUUGAAAAGUUUAACGUUCUAGAGCGUUGCUGGACACGUGUGGCAGAAGGUAUGAACUAACCACUAUUAUUAAAAACUGAAUCAUUGGGUGAUGCAGUUCUACAGCUCUGAUUGGCUUAGCCAUCAUGGUAUAUUUAACAAUUAUUCCUCGAGCCGGAAUGGGCUCUUAGUCAUGCAAUAGCCCAUUUGGCCUUCGGCCUCAUCGGCUAUUGACUCAGAGGCCAAGAGGGCGAGAGGAAUAAUUGUUUUAGUAAAAUCCAACUAGUUGGUCAAAAAUAUCGAGACAAAACAACUUUAGCUACCAAAACGCGAUUCAGCCGCCAUCGUUUUGCUUUUCAAAGCCGGCGAUUUUCGGUACUAGUAGGCUAUAACAUAUAGCCUAGUAGUAGCUCAACCAAUCGGAGCGCAGCAUUGAUAAUAGACCAGUAGUUGGAUUUUACUAAAAGUCAUAUAGUAACCGUAGGCGUCUGCUCAAAAUUAAAAACAAGCUGAAAAUCGGUGGUUUGUACAAGUAAAGUCGAGAAGAAUCCUCGAUAUUUUGUGGGCGUUUUUAGUAAAACAAUUAUUUCACUCGCGCUUGUUGGAUAUGAGAUGAUUAUAGCCAACUCGGGGUAACGCGCCCUCUUUGGCGAUCUACCACCUCAUAUCCAACAAGCGCUCGGGGAACAAUUGUUAAAUAGUUGACCGGCGAUGUUUAACCUUACAAACAAAACCAACUUGACUAAUGUUAUUUAAAGAGGGCGUGACACUUGAUAGUUUUAAGAGCUGAUACCCUGCAUCGCUUUAAUUUCUGAGUACUCCCAACUAAUUGGAGAUGCUUUUUGGAUAAAAUUAGAAUUCGAAAUGUUAGUUUCUGGGGAUAGCAGAAAAGCGGAGUACCUGGAGAAAAAUCUCUCAGAACAACCGGAGAAAAUCAAAAGAAAGCGCAUAAUGUGACGCUUGUAAAUUACCAACGCCUAGUGCAGUCUCUCUGCUAAUUAGUUUUAGUUUUUCCGUGUGAAAAAAUUGGUAAACUCAUGUUCUUUUUUUCUGUUUUUGUUUUUUGUAUUAUGUUUUGUUUUCUGUUUUUUGAGCGUUUUUUUUUUUUGCAAAAGCGAGAAAGAGGCGAGCUUUUAGAGCGCCGGACUUGUAAUCCGGAGCCCCGAGUUCAAGUCCCGUCCUGACCGCCAGCUGGAUUUGUUCCGUUAGUCCCAAGUUCAUAUCCUCGGCCACGCUUGUAAAUAGCCAACUGGUUCGCCUCCUACCAGCUGAGAUUCUAAAACUUGUAGUGUUACAUUUGAAUUAUUUGUUUCAUUAUCCCUGAAAAGCCUUAUUAGGUGAGAGGAUAAUUCAGUAUUUUAUUUUUUGUAAGGUGAUGGUAAAAUUAUUUAUUACAGGAUCAGGCUCUCCCAUUUUCUCGAAAGAAGCCUCUUAUACUGUGAUUACUAGAGUACGGCAUGCCAUAAAACCUCAAGUUGCUUUUCUCUUUGCUGUUUUCUUAUUAAUGUCUAUACAUCAAGGCGGUCCCUGUACUAAUUUGUUAUUCCGUUUUAAAGAAAUCGAGACUGAUUGUAAAAGUUUAACCGACACGAAUGAUUGGGUGAGUUAAAAUCGGUCUCGGAUUUAGUGAAGGUAAUUAUCUGGUAACAGGCCUGAGCAGUUAAUUAAGGGGUCUAGGAUUAUAUAGCAUGUCGAUUUUAUGUUAAAAAAGCGUGUCAGUUUCUUAAGUUCUGCAUGUCUUAGUACAGGUCUCGUGUAAUGCGAUCGUACUUCUUACAGACAAGUCGGUCUUAGCAAACUAACGAUUUUUUCUCGUAAAAAAAUUGAUUUGACUUUACCCAGGUGUAGAUGUUCACGGCUCCAACAUAUGUGCAGGAAAAGACUGUAUUUAUGUGGUAGGAGGACGGCACAAAGAGAACGGUGUUUGCAGGCUGGAUCUAGAGUCAUUGGAGUGGGUGGAUCUGCCUGAGAUGACCACAGGACGGAGAAGCCCAGGUAAGUGACAUUGGCUGUGUGGUAGGAAAGUGGCACAGGACACUUUAUUUUAGUCUCCGCUGUUCAGCUUUGCGGAGAAAAUUCACUGCCGGUGAUCUGGUCAUAACCUCUUUUCAACUAUUCAGGGGCACUGAACCUCAAUGUUGUUAUGCAUGGCGACUUUGAUGUUCCGCUCACAGUGCUUGCGUGCGACCCGCCAGCCGUUACCACAAUUCAAACUCAGUUUUUUUCUCCGUUUUAUCGAUUUCAUGUUUCACAGCAGUCUCCUCCCACCAUUCUAGAGCUGGGGUUCAGUUCUCUCGUCCCCCUUAUGUCCUAGAAGAGCUAAAUUAGAACCUUAAAAAGUUUAUAUUUCAAUUAAACGUAUUGAACGAUGUGUUGAUGAAGUUCUUUUACACCCUUUUUCAGGUGUGGCUUUCUUGGCCGGAAAGUUGUAUGUUAUUGGAGGCCAUAGUCCUGACGGACCAUUAGUAUCUACGGAACGUUUUGACACAAAACAACAGAAGUGGGUCACUUUGAAGUCCCUGAGCAUGGCUCGUUUUCAGCUAGGAGCCUGCGCGGUGGACGGACUUGUGUACGCGAUAGGUGGCAGAAACAACGAGAGGAGCCUGGAUACUAUAGAAGUGUACGACCCCAAGGCCAAGUCAUGGACGCUUUUAAAUGAGAAGAUGGCCGAGUCUCGUAACGAUUUCGGACCAGCGGUUAGAAAUCACGAAAUUUACUGUGUAGGAGGCCGAGGAGUAAAUUCCAUCGAGUCCUUUGAUGUCGUGGCAAAGAAAUGGAGAAAUGCUGGAUCAACUGGAGAAAAUAACUUUAGUAUAAGCUGUGUCUUUUAUCCACCGAUGCAGUAG